Molecule: messenger RNA, 3765 nt
Organism: Salvelinus fontinalis (brook trout)
Lineage: Eukaryota; Metazoa; Chordata; Actinopteri; Salmoniformes; Salmonidae
Product: C-X-C chemokine receptor type 3-like
Exons: 3
Coding region: 296-1426 (376 amino acids)
Biological process (GO): immune response; G protein-coupled receptor signaling pathway
Cellular component (GO): membrane
Molecular function (GO): G protein-coupled receptor activity
Source: RefSeq, a predicted model, not a curated record
UGUUAUUGACCAACAAUCGGAAGCUGUGGGAGGCGUUAAUUCUCUAAAAGUCUUGCAUCAUCCCCGUGACCCUCUUCACAUUUUGUUUUGUGUGAACUGUUAGUUCAAGUUGUUCUCUCUCUUUCCUGCUUAGGGAAUGCAGCCAUUCAAACAAACUGUCUGUUCUCUACUGGCUUAUUUAUAGUGUAAGUCUCUCUCCAGUCUCUCCAAUGCUACUGGGGCUACUGAAUGAGCGGCUAUUUUUAUUUUAAAUUGAACCUUUAUUUAACUAUAGAACACGGCUUAUGUGACAGACAUGGAUUUGGACCUGGGAGGGAUAUUUCUAGAGAAUAGCACCUAUAACUACGAUGAGGACUAUGUUUAUAAAGAGGAAUGCUCCCCUGAAGAUGGCGUUGGGGUGUGUUUUGGCACGGUGUUCCUCCCGAUGCUCUACUCCCUGACGCUGGUCCUGGGGCUAGUGGGUAACGUGCUGGUCCUGGUGGUUCUGGUCCAGAGGAGGAGUAGCUGGAGCGUGACGGACACCUUCAUCCUGCACCUGGUCUUGACCGACACCCUGCUGCUGGUCACGCUGCCCCUCUGGGCUGUUCAGGCCACUGGGGAAUGGAGCUUCGGGACCCCCCUCUGCAAGAUCACUGGAGCCAUGUUCACAAUCAACUUUUACUGUAGCAUCUUCCUGCUGGCCUGCAUCAGUCUGGACCGCUACCUGUCCGUGGUCCACGCGGUCCAGAUGUACUCUCGCAGGAAGCCCUGGAUGGUGCAGGCCAGCUGCCUGUCCGUGUGGCUCCUCUCCAUCCUCCUCUCCAUCCCCGACUGGCACUUCCUGGAGUCUGUGAGGGACACCAGACGAGACAAACAGGAGUGUGUCCACAACUACCCGUCUCUCUCCCAGUCUGGGUUUGACUGGCGCCUGGCCUCCCGCCUGCUCUACCACACGGUGGGCUUCCUCCUCCCAUCUGCCGUGCUGCUCUUCUGCUACUCCUGCAUCCUGCUGCAGCUGCAGCGUGGCUCCCAGGGCCUCCAGAAGCAGAGGGCCAUCCGGGUCAUCCUGGUGUUGGUGCUGGUCUUCUUCCUCUGCUGGACGCCCUACAACAUCACCCUAAUGGUGGACACCUUUCAGGGGAGGCCUGGGGAGCCUGUUUCUGGGUCCUGUGAGAACAGGAGGACAGCUCUGGAGAACACUCUGGUGGUUACGUUCGCUCUAGCCUGCCUGCACGCUUGCCUCAACCCAGUGCUCCAUCUCGGCCUGUGUAGAAACUUCCGGCGACACGUGCUGGAUAUGGUGAGGUGUGUUGAGGUGGUGGAGAACGAUCCGAAACUCUCACUAUGGGAUUCAGGUGUGGUUGAAGACUCACCUGACCAAGCAGAGGAGAUGGGGACGUUGAACCCAAUGACAACCAUAGGACAGGUACAGUCCACCCAGAGCUGAUGGGUAGGAAGAGGAUCCUAAUGACUAAUAUAGUAUGUCUUCCUGCCUUGAGGGGAAGUUGUAUGGGUCAUGGGUCUGGGGAUUGGUGGAUGACUGUGACCUGGGUCAUGAGAGAAAGACAUGCAUAGUAGAAAGUCCCUUAUGAGGACUGCUUUCUUUGAAUUGCACUUUAAUGGAAAACGCUCAGACUAAAUGUAUAUUUGUUUUAAGUCAGUGGGUUGUCUGAUCUUCACGUUUUGUUUUACCUAUCGAUGUCGUCCGGCUCUGGAGAAUCUGUUGGAAAGAUUCAUGCAUUAGUUAUUCAAACCUAUAUCUAUUGUAUUAUUAUUAUUACAGAGCACUUCACUGAAUGUAAUGGAUUUUAGAGUAAACAACGUUCUCAGCAGACACAUACAUCAUACGUUUAGAUUGUUACACUCCCCUACAUAUUUAUUUGGAAAGUGAAGCUAAAACUUUUUAUGUGGCUCUAUACUCCAGCAUUUUGGAUUUGAAAUCAAAUGUUUUAUAUUUGUCACGUUCGUUAUAGUGAUGAGACCAAAGCGCAGCGUGAUUUGAGUACAUCUUUAAUAAAGAAAGAACACUGAACGAACUAUACAAAAACAACAAAAUGAACGUGAAGCUAUAUAAUAAUAGUGCUGACACAGGCAACUAACUAUAGACAGGACAAAAAACAUAUAUCACCCUUGUCACACCCUGACCUAACCAAAAAUAAUAAAGAAAACAAAGAAUACUAAGGUCAGGACGUGACAAUAUUAGACAGUACAGCAUGUCACCUUUUAUUUGAGCAUGUCACCUUUUAUGACUACAUCAAGCAUGUGACUCUACAAACUUGUUGGAUGCGUUUGCAGUUUGUUUUUGAUGUGUUUCAGAUUAUGUUAUGUCGAAUAGAAAUUAAUGAUAAAUAUUGUAUUGUUUCAUUCUGGAGUCACUUUUAUUAUAAAUAAGAAUAGAAUGUGUUUUCUUCUAUAUUAAAGUGGCUACCAUGAUUACGGAUAAUCCUGAAUCAAUCGUGAUUAGUGAUGAGUAAGAAAGUUACAGAUGCACAAAGAUCAUGCCCCCAAGGAAUGCUAACCUCUCGCCAUUACCAAUAACAGGGGAGCAUAGGAUUUUCUGUAUGAUAUUUCGGAUAUUUAUGAGUAUGAUUUUUAUAUAUCUGUAACUUUCUCACUCAAUAUUAUUCAGAUUCAUUCAUAAUUAUCUGUAUGAAGAAAUCCCAAACUUUUCUCACAGAAUAUUGAAGUUUUAGUAAGACUUGUGUAUGUUACUGUUCUAUUGUGUAACUAUAAUGUUAUUUUUUUCAAUUAUAUACUGUUAUUUUAUUUUUCCAUUACUGUAUAUAAUUAAUGAAUAAGAGUAUGUUUCCCUUUUUACAACAAUUGUUUCACUUUUGAUUUCCUCAAGUCGGUGUCACAAUAUCCUGUAAAUUGACCCACUCUGGGGAAGCCCAAUGUUGUUUUACCGUUUCUACUGGCUGGUUUUACCCUGUCUGACAGCAGCAUGAGACAGGGUUUCCAACUCCGUCCCAGGCUUGAGUUAAUUCCUUUGUUGCAACAGGCUGUUUAGGCCUUUGGCACGCCUGAUGACACACAGCCAUGGUUAGUGAUAUCAUUGGUCAGAUGUGGUGGGAGAGGGAGACAGUAAUAUUGCUCUUUGUGUCCUGUGCACUUUUCACGGGUCUGUGUCCUCCAUAUCCGUCUGAAUACACCACUGUUUGUUUUACUAAGAGAGGACUGUAAUGGGCAUUGUCAACCAGGUGAAACUGGGAGAAGGUAAGAUAAGAGGAAACAGAAAAUAAGGAGGUGGGGAGAGAUAGUGAAGGAGAUAUACUGCUGGUAUAAGCAGCUGCGGUUACCACGAGGGAAAUGUUUAUCCGCUUCUCUAGUGUUAGGCACCGCUCUUUUUCAUAUGAGAGCCAUGGUCCAAACAUAACAUGAGGUGUUGGAGACUUCUAGUUUGCAUGCAUAUUCUAGACUUCACCAGCAGUAGUUGUGCUACGCUGUGCCUGCCAGAAUAGUGCUUCAGUCAUAUUAAAUUAGUGGUGCAUGUCCAUCUCAAUAGUUUAGACUAAGAACACCUCCUGCUCUAAUCUCAUCUCCUCUCCUUCACUGAUCUGAAGACACAAGAUUAGCUUACUAAAAGAAACAUGGUUAUGCAUACAUACAGUACAUAUCCUAUGGCCCAACCUGGUCUCAGAGCAUUUCGUAUUACUUUGUAUUUAAAUUUGGGACGCUCAAUUUAUUAUGAUAUGUUAUGUUUAGUAUGGUAUGUAUUAAUAUGUGGAUGUCCAUCGCCCAUUUCGUAAGAUAUGUUACGAAUUAAAAUUCCUAUAUUGUUACGAA